CCUUAAGCGGAUGAAAAAGUAAAUUGAAUGACAAACGUUUAUUUGCGUAUGGUAAGAACAAUAAAUAGUGGUACAUACAUAAUCGAAAGAUUUAGUUAAUGUAUUAUUCAAACAGAAUAUUAUUAUAAAGUAAAUUAAUUUUUUGUGUUUAAAACAUUUCUUUUUUUUUUCUUCUUUUUCUCUUCUCUUCUCCUUGUUUUUUUUGUAGUACUUGAACAUGUUGAUAGAAUAUGGGUAUAGUAUAUAAAGUUUUCUUUAUGUCGUGUGCUCGACAAUGGAGAAUAGAGAGAAACGACAAAUUGCACAAAAAUGCAACAUGGUUUCUCUGGCGUUUUUUUUCUUCUUCUUCUUUUUCUUCUAUUCUUCCAGUUGAUGCAUUCUGCCACGAUUUUUUUCCCUUAUAUAUUUGUCUCUCUAUGUUUGUCAGUAAAACUUAGUGAUUCCACUGAGUUUAGUUAGUCAAGUGAGUUUCUUAGGUGUGAAUAGAAGGAGAAAAUCGAAUGAACUAUCUGAUUACCUUUCUCCUAUAUAGAAAUAGUAGACUGUAGAAUAGUCCCUCAACAAUUUUUCGAUUCUAUUUAUUGAUAGCGAGCGGUGAGAAAACGUAUGAAGUAUUGACUUAAAUAUUUUAUAUUUUUCCAACAUAGAUACUCGUUUAUUCUUUGUUCUUUAGAAUUUUCCGAUUAAAAAUCUUCACUAAAGUAGAUAUAUAAGGAGUUAUUUUAUUCUUCAUUAUUACCUCUUUUGUCAUAAGAAUAGAAAUGCAAGUUUAAAGAGGAAACAACGCAUACACGCACGUCAUUUUUCUUUAUGAGUAUUUUUUUAUUAGUUAGUAAGGUCAUUUGCUUCCGUCUAUGUAUAAUCUUUUCCAUUCACACCAUAAAAAAUGUCAUUCGUUGUCUUCUUUUUCUAUGGUUGUUUUGUUUUAUUAAAGGAUCAAUUCACAUUGUUAUUAGAUUUAUUGGGAAGACUAAUUUUUUUUUCUUUUGGAUAACGGAUAUUAUUUUUCUUCUUACAAUAGAUUUAUUUUUCAGACAAAUUUUUAAUGUAUCAAUUGUCUUCGAUCAUAUAAAAUCACAUUUAUCUCGACCUGUCAUCUAAGAUAAAUAAACAUUUCAAAAUCAACAUAUGGCAUGAAUUAACUUCAUUUGUUUUAUAUAAUCAUAUAACAAAAGUCAAAAAAAAAGAAGAAAUCAAUUGAAAAGUGAAAGAAAAAGCUUUCUUUCUAUCAAACAAGUAACAUUAAUAAUCAUCACUACAUGCUGAUCUCUUACUAAACAUGUAGUGCAUAUUAAUUUAUCCCUGUCAAAAUAGUAUAUUAUGUAGUGACAUGUGAAAGGAAAUCGUAUUCUUUAUUUUUUUGAUUAAGUAAGUAAACACAAUCUGAUUCUUCCUCCUAUCCAAACGAGUGUAUAUAUAAGUCUUCGAAUUUUAAUAAUUCUUUUCUUAACAUGAUGGUAUAAUAUAUCACUAUUGUUAAUUAUAUUCUUUUCUUUUAGAUGAUUACAAAACAUUAGUUAUGUCUAAUGCUAAUACUUCUCACAAUGAGAUUACUACAGAGAUUAAUAGUAAUAAUACAAACGCUGGUAUGGGACGAUCAGUUAGUAGUGCACGUUUUCAAGUAGCGAAGGUGUCUAGUAAUGAUUCGAAUACAGAUACAUCAUUGGGGAAAGCAAUUAGUAUUCCAAAUAGUUUACCAUCAAUCGUUCAACCAUCGCCAGCUCCAACUGAUAAAAAAAUUAAAAUAUUAAUUGGUGAUGAUGAUAGUGAACAUAGUAGUACAGCAUCUGGUUUAGUACUACCAAUAAAUAUUCAUAAUAACCGUAUGCAAAUGGAAGAUAAAGAUAGAGAAAUAAAUCCUUAUGAUACAAUUGAUGCUUUACCACAUGUUGAUCAUUAUAGAAAUUUAUUUUCAGUAACAUCGCCUGGACCAAAAAGUCGACCAACACUUGAAGCAUUACAUGAAACAUCACAUUUUUCAUCAAAACUUCGAUUAGGAUCAACAAUUGAUUUAAAUAGUGAAAUGAUAAGUGUAGUAGAACCACGAAUGGAUCAACCAUCACAAUUAGAUAUAAAACCAAGAAUUGAAGUUGUCAAAUUUGGAUGGAUUGUUGGUGUUCUUAUUCGAUGUGUAUUAAAUAUAUUUGGUGUUAUGCUUUUUCUUCGUUUAUCAUGGGUUACGGGACAAGCUGGUAUGGGUUUAGCAUGUCUUAUCGUUAUAAUUUCAACAGCAGUAACCGUUAUUACAGCUGUAUCAAUGAGUGCUAUUUGUACAAAUGGAGAAGUUAAAGGUGGUGGAACAUAUUAUUUAAUAUCUCGUAGUCUUGGUCCUGAAUUUGGUGGUGCUAUUGGUUUAAUUUUUUCUUUUGCUAAUGCAGUUGCAGCUGCCAUGUAUGCAGUUGGUUUUGCUGAAACAGUUCGUGAUCUUCUUAAAGAACAUGGUGUAAAAAUAUUUGGUACUGUUGUUGAUGGAAAUUCUGUUAAUGUUGUUCGAGUAAUCGGUGUUAUUACAAUGACAUUUAUAUUAGGUAUUGCUUUGAUUGGUAUGCGUGGUGAAACUGUUGUACAAAUAACAUUACUUAUUACAUUAUCAGCAUCUUUAUUAAAUUUUUUUAUCGGUUCUUUUUUACCUCCUACACCAUAUAAACGACGACAUGGUUUUGAAGGAUAUUCAUGGAAAAUUAUCAAAGAAAAUUUUGGACCUAGAUUUCAAGAUGUCACUGGAAUUCUUGCUGGUGCGAAUAUUUCAGGCAAUUUAAAAAAUCCAUCGCAUUCCAUUCCACUUGGUACAAAUGUUGCAAUAGCUCUCACUUCAUUUGUUUAUCUUACUUUCUGUAUUGUAGCAGGUUGUACAACACGUCGAGAUGUAAAUUUGGAUUUUUAUGAACGAAAAAAUGGAAGUAUAAUACAAAUAGUUAAUUGUUCAUCAGUUAUUAAUGAUACAGAAUGUAAAUCUGGUUUGAUUUAUAAUUAUCAAACAAUGAGAAUGAUAUCAGCAUUUGGUCCUAUUAUAAUUGCUGGAAUAUUUGCUGCAACACUAUCAAGUGCUCUAGCAAGUCUUGUUGGCGCACCAAAAGUAUUUCAAGCAGUUUGUCGUGAUAUGAUAUUUCCGUGUUUAAAAUUUUUUUCUGUUGGAAAUGGAAAAUCUGAUGAGCCACAUCGAGCAUAUUUUCUAACGUAUUUUAUUUCAAUUUUAUUCGCUGCAAUUGGUGAAUUAAAUGUUAUUGCACCAAUUAUUUCCAAUUUCUUUCUUAUGACUUACGCUUUAGUUAAUUAUUCAUGCUUUGAUGCUUCUCUAGCUAAAGCUAGUGGAUGGCGACCAGCUUUUCGAUAUUAUAAUAAAUGGUUAGCACUCGUUGGCGCAUUAUUAUGUGUUGUAGUAAUGUUUGUUAUUAAUUGGUGGGCAGCUUUAAUAACAUUAGUUGCUAGUAGUGGAAUUUUUCUCUAUGUUCGAACAACAAAACCAGAAAUUAAUUGGGGUUCAUCUGUACAAGCUCAUACAUAUCGAAGAGCACUUGAUGCAACAUUGAAAUUAGGAACUGUACAAGAACAUGUUAAAAAUUUUCGACCACAGAUGUUAGUUUUAACAGGAAAUCCUAUCUGUCGUCCAGCAUUAGUUGAUCUUGGAUCAUUAGUUACUCAUGGUAAUAGUUUAAUGAUUUGUGGUAAUGUAGUAUUGGAUGAUCCAUCGAUAAAUAUUAGAUUGAAUGAUCAAAAAGAACAUGGUGAAGCAUGGUUAAAAAAGCGCAAUUCAAAAGCUUUCUAUCAAUCUAUUGUUGCACCGACUGUACGACAAGGUACAAUGGCAUUAUUACAAUGUGUAGGUGUUGGCAAAAUGCGUCCAAAUGUUGUUUUUCUUGGUUUUAAAAAUGAUUGGUUAAUAAAAGCCGAAGCAACUAAUGAUUAUUUUAAUAUAAUUCAUGAUGCACUUGAUCUUAAAUAUGGUGUUGGACUUUUACGUCUUCAAAGUGGACUUGAUUUUAGUGAUUUUUUUGGACCUGAUAUACCGGAAGAUCAAUAUGAUGAUGAAGAAGAUAGUGAAGAUGAAGAAAAAAAUGAAGAAUUUAUUUCAUCAAGUCCAUUACGUAGUGGUGCAAGAUCAACAACACCACGUCAACAAGAUGUUUUAAUGUUAAAAAAUACGAUAAUAAAUAAAGGUGCCUUAUUAACAAUGAAUGUAUUUCAUCCAAAACAUUCUGCAUCGACUAUAAUUGAUGUUUGGUGGUUAUUUGAUGAUGGUGGUUUAACAUUAUUAUUACCUUAUUUAUUACGACGACGAAAACGUUGGCGUAAUUGUCAAUUUCGUAUAUUUUCAUGUGUAUCAGGUGACAAGGAUGAUGCAGAACGACAACAUAUAUCAAUGGCAUCAUUAUUAGCAAAAUUUCGAAUCAACUAUGCUGAUUUACAUGUACUUCAUGGCCUUAAUAAACCACCAAAUGACAAGGAAACAGAAAAAUUUCAACAAAUUUUACAAACAUGGAAUCAAAAUAAUGAAGCAUUUCCUAUAAGUGAUCAUGAAUAUGAAGCAAAUAAAGAUAAAAUUAAACGUGGUUUAAAAUUACAUGAAUACCUAUUAGAAUAUAGUUCCAAAUCAACAUUAGUUGUCGUUACAUUACCAAUUCCACGUAAACAAUCAAUAUCAGCUGCUCUUUAUCUUGCUUAUUUAGAUGCAAUUAGUUAUAACUUACCGCCGAUCUUAUUUUUACGUGGUAAUCAAAAAAAUGUUCUUACUUAUUAUUCAUAG
Messenger RNA from Adineta steineri, 4744 nucleotides. The record is from the annotation of a GenBank genome assembly. NCBI's taxonomy places the organism in Eukaryota, Metazoa, Rotifera, Eurotatoria, Adinetida, Adinetidae.